AUGCCGAAAUCUCGGGGAAAGGGCAAGAAUUGCACUCAAGGCGAGAGAGUCGAAGAAAAUAGUGACAAUCUCACUGAGUCUGAAACUACUCCAAUGCCCCAAGAUACCAUCGAUCUGCUGAGUAACUUUCUUGGUGUCGUCAAAGGGAGUGACUCCAGCGAUGAAGACAAGAAAUCUGCGCUAGAAGCACUUGUUCAGAGUGUCGAGGCUUAG
This is a messenger RNA of Fusarium fujikuroi IMI 58289, 213 nucleotides long. RefSeq lists its product as uncharacterized. Bases 1 to 213 code for a protein of 70 amino acids. The record is from RefSeq and is a predicted model, not a curated record. The transcript has 2 exons. NCBI's taxonomy places the organism in Eukaryota, Fungi, Ascomycota, Sordariomycetes, Hypocreales, Nectriaceae.